Colletotrichum abscissum is the source of this 2064-nucleotide messenger RNA. RefSeq lists its product as uncharacterized. The record is from RefSeq and is a predicted model, not a curated record. NCBI's taxonomy places the organism in Eukaryota, Fungi, Ascomycota, Sordariomycetes, Glomerellales, Glomerellaceae. The transcript has 2 exons. Gene Ontology annotation, molecular function: protein binding. Bases 1 to 2064 code for a protein of 687 amino acids.
AUGGAUCCCAUCACCGCCCUAACGAGUGCCGUCGAACUUUUCGGCGUUGCCCGUCAGAUUCAAAGCCUUGUGGAAAAGUACAAGAAUGCACCCAAGGCUGUGCACGAGAUCAUCGUCGAGUGCAACUUGACGAAAGAUGUGUGCCUCAAUUUGCAAAAACAAGUCUCACAGACUGAUAUCCUCAAAAACCCGGUCAAGAACAGUACCGAGGAUGGUUUGCGGAAGAUGCUUGAUACAUGCAUGGACAAAUUGGAGAAGACACUCAAAGAUUUGGAACACGAAGUCAGCAAGGUGCAGAGCAAAAGCGACUCGCGCAUGGGAAAGUGGGACAAGACGAAGUUCUUAUGGAGGGAGGAGAUCUUUUCAGAUGCUACGCAAAGUAUCCAAGAUCAGAAAGCCCGCCUUGGUAUUGUUAUCCAGCUUCUGCAAGUGCGUACUGGUCAAGAAGUAAAGGAGGGCGUCCAUAAUGUACAGAAGGGUGUCGACACUCUCCGAGAGGAGGUUAGAGGGAUAUUGACCGAAUUUCUCAAAAGGCAAAACCCCCCUCAACUGGGUUUACAGCCACCAUCGGAGUUGAAGAAGAGUAGAUCAGAUACUCAGAUCAACACAACAGGCAAGCGAUUUGCUGACGACCUCUUUGCCGCUGUACGAGGCGGGCGGCUUGAGGACCUUGAGCCCAUUUUGGCCCAAGGCGUCUCUGUAAACAUAGCCCUAGGAGACCGCGGUGACCGGGCCAUACAUGUUGCCGCUCGCGAGGGAUUUCUGCUCGUCCUGGACCGGCUUAUUGCUUCCGGAGCAGACGUCAAUGUCCAGAAUGCGCUGCAGGAUACAGCAUUGCACCAGGCGCUCAAUCGAGGACAGAUUCCCACUUCGUUGGCGCUAUUGUCGAGCGGGGCCAGUUGGAAGAUCAGGAAUGCCAACGGGACCACGCCGCUACACACAGCCGUGAGGAGUUCUGCAUAUCUUGUUGUGCAAUAUUUGCUCGAUAAGGGGGCAGACGCAAAUGCUCGAGACAGAUGGGGUCAUACUCCCCUUUAUAAGGCAUGCAUUCCCCCGGAGAAGGAUAAGAAAAAUGACUUUGUCAUCAACCUGAAAAUCAUUCGGUUACUCGUCGAGCGAGGAGCAGAUCCGACGCUUGGGGGUUGGAAAACCGGCAGAACUCCGAUUCACGGGCUUGCGUCGAGUGGGCACGCAAAGGAGCUCGAGAUCUUGGCCAAGGAGGCCAAGACUCUCGAACUACCGCUGACAGGAGACUCUCAGGGUGAAACGCCGCUCCUCGUUGCAGUCAAGAACAAACACCCAGGCGCCGUAGAUGUUCUGCUCAAACGUGGAGCCAACGUGAACGCGAGAGAGACUUCAAAAGACGGUACGGCGCCGACUGCCCUAUGGUACGCCGCUUACAACCUGGACCUAAGCAUCGCGGCCAAGCUUCUCGAAGCUGGCGCAGAUCCGCGUGCAAAGAGCAAUGGCAUAACUCUUCUCCAUCUUGCAGCGACGAAGCAUUGGCUUGAGCUGGCUAAGCUGCUGGUCAAACACAAAGCCGAUCUGGAUGCCAAAUCAUCUAGUCACGAUACACCUCUCCAUGCGGCUGUAUGGGUCAAGGAUUUCCCGAUAGUUCGGUUUAUGCUAGAGAACGGGGCCAAAGUAGAGGCGAAGGGGUACCGCACGGCGACUCCGAUCAUGGCAGCAGCCGAGACCGGCUCGCUGCCAAUGAUUAGGCUCCUGCUUAAGCACGGAGCUCAGUGGUCUUACAUGACGCCUCAAGGCUCAAACGCGUUUAUUUGGUCAUCGUCCGGCGGAAGCGUCGUGUGCGUGAGCUUCUUCCUCGGCUGUGGCCAAGAUCUGCAUCACAGGGCCGAGGGGGAUUAUACUGCACUACACUAUGCGGCGAGGACAGGCAAAAUGGAGUGCGUCAAGUUUCUUCUAGAGCUGGGCAUCGAUAAGCAGGUCAUGCCGACGAAGAUGAGAGCACCGUUCAAGGUCAGGGGGACGGCAGCCGAGGUUGCGAGGGCGCAUGGGGCCGUUGAAGUAGCGGACUUCAUUGAGAGGUAUAGGGGCGAGUAG